Molecule: messenger RNA, 858 nt
Organism: Papaver somniferum (opium poppy)
Lineage: Eukaryota; Viridiplantae; Streptophyta; Magnoliopsida; Ranunculales; Papaveraceae
Exons: 1
Coding region: 1-858 (285 amino acids)
Source: RefSeq, a predicted model, not a curated record
AUGGCUUUAAUCUGUAAAAAUAAUAUGAAAGUCACAAUUAAAGAUCACAGCCACAACAUCAUUAAUGUUGAACUCCUAUAUCACACUACUGAUAAAAGCUACCUAAUAACAGCUUUCUAUGGUAGUCCUUACUCUAAAAAACUUGAUUCAUGGACUCAUCUAAGAAGGAUGGCUAACAACACCACUUUACCUUGGCUCAUAAUGGGAUACUUUAAUAUAGUUCUCUCUAAUGAGGAAAAUAAAGGGCUAAGGCCUUUUGAUAGAAAUGAGGCUGAAAUUUUCAAAGACAACUUAUCAGAUAUGGGAGUGCAAGAUAUGGGUUUCACAGGAUACCCCUAUACCUGGUGCAACCAAAGAACUGAUAAUACUAGAGUGGAGGAAAGAUUGGACAGAGCUUUCUGCAAUGAUGAGUGGAUAGAUUUGUUCCCUCAAUCAAAUAUAUACCACCUGGUUUCAAGAGGAUCUGAUCCCAGUCCUAUAAUCCUAAAAACUAGUCAUAAUUGGAAAGACGGUGCUUACCCAUUCAAAUAUUUUGGAGGAUGGAUGGAACAUCCAGACUGCAAAAGAAUUAUAAUGGAAGCAUGGAACUCUAACCAAUCUGGUUCUGCUAGCUACUCCUUAGCCAAAAAUAUGAGUACUGUUAAGAAUUUCCUCAAAAGGUGGAAUAAAACUUUCUUUGGCAACAUAAAGCACAGAAUUUCUGAAUUAAAAAAGAACAUAGAUAAACUCUCACAAAACACUAAUAGAUGUCCUAUUGCUAUAAAGAAACUUGAAGAAUCUCUACAGCAAUGGAAGGACAUAGAGGAGGAUUACUGGAAAACCAAAAGCAGAAACAAUAGAAUAAAUUUGGAGGGAUAG